Corticium candelabrum is the source of this 974-nucleotide messenger RNA. RefSeq names its product alpha-ketoglutarate-dependent dioxygenase alkB homolog 7, mitochondrial-like. The record is from RefSeq and is a predicted model, not a curated record. Bases 52 to 765 code for a protein of 237 amino acids. Gene Ontology annotation, biological process: DNA damage response; fatty acid metabolic process. Lineage: Eukaryota; Metazoa; Porifera; Homoscleromorpha; Homosclerophorida; Plakinidae. Gene Ontology annotation, cellular component: mitochondrial matrix. The transcript has 6 exons.
UAUUAAUAACCUCGGUGUCCAGAUUGCAAACAGCGGAUAGGUUACUGCGCAAUGAACGUUGCAUUCAGAAGACGACUAGCUCACAAGUUUGCUCAUGUUUGUGUGAAUAAAUCGUUUGGUAAACUCGUCUUGGAUGACGUAGACUUAGUCUACACGAAAUCUCUUAGCUUGAAGAAAUUAAUACUUUCAGGCCAGGAGUUGAAACACCUGGAAGUGGUACCUGAAUUUUGCAGUCACGAUGAAGAGAGAGAAAUAAUGGUUGAAGUGGACAGAGCUCUGAGAAGGAAACGGUAUGAAUACGACCACUGGGAUGAUGCAAUCCAUGGUUUCAGAGAGACAGAGAAGUCUCAGACAGCGUGGAAUGACACAAACAAAAACGUCAUUAGUCGUCUUAGUCGACAAAUAUUCUCUUCACAGGCAGAUGGAAAUCCUUUACUGAAUGUUCAUGUACUCGAUUUGGCUGAUAAUGGAUACAUCAAGCCCCACAUUGAUAGUCACAAAUUUUGUGGUUCUACUAUUGCUGGAUUGAGUCUCUUGUCAACCAGGGUGAUGCGAUUACAGCAUGAAAAGGACAUAACCCAACAAAUAGAAUUACUUCUUUUGCCUCGUUCUCUUUACAUUAUCAGGAAUGAAUUGAGACAUAAUUUCACUCAUGAAAUCUUAUUAGAGUGCAACAACUCUGUUUUUAAGAUAACAGAGCCGCCAUCUCGACGAGUAUCUCUUAUUAUGCGCAGUCAGCCAGAUAACAUUGUCAAGACAACAUGAAUGUGUUGAAAGAUAGAUCUACUUAUUGCUACGUAGAGUAUUUUAUCAGCAUCAUUAUAAUGUGCUACAUGCAUACAUAUAACUUCAUAUUCUAACAUGAAUUUUGUACAAACUGGAGCACGUACCUUGAGAAAGCUGUAUUAUUAUAAUAUCUGCAGUUUAUAAUGACCAUAUAGCGCAGCAAGCGUAACAGUCAGAGUCUUCGCUUC